Molecule: messenger RNA, 999 nt
Organism: Chlorella variabilis
Lineage: Eukaryota; Viridiplantae; Chlorophyta; Trebouxiophyceae; Chlorellales; Chlorellaceae
Exons: 4
Coding region: 1-999 (332 amino acids)
Molecular function (GO): RNA binding
Source: RefSeq, a predicted model, not a curated record
AUGAUAGCGGCCUGCAGAUGCACGCCACCGCCUGCCGGCGACUGGCGGCGAUGGUGCAGCAGCGGCGGCAGCAGCAGCGGCGGCGGCGGCGGCGGCGGCGCCGGCCUUGCGAGCAGCAGUGCCACUUGCAGCGGCAGGAGCUGCGGCGGUGCCGGCCUAGCGAGGAGCAGCAGCAGCAGGGCCGGCACCGCGCUGCCUGCGGCGGUGCGUGAUGACCUGUUACGGGGCGUGGAUGCCGAGCACAGGGAGUCGGUGGCACGGGUCGUGGAGCUGGCGCAGCGGGCGGCAGACAGCUGGGCCGUGCUGCACAGCGACUUCCACACGCCGCCGGUCGUGGCCGAUGCGCUCAUGGUGCUGCAGCGCAUGGCAGACGUGGCGGGCGUGGCGUGGGGAGGCUACCCGCAGGCGGAGCGCUGCCGGCUGGCGGUGGGGCGGGAGGAGGCGGUGGAGGGGCUGGCCGGGGACCCAUCGCAGCUGGGCGGCGUGGCGGCGGUGGAGGUUACCGGGAACUUCAUGUUCGACCCAGCCAGCCACAGAGACUUCCUGGGGGCGUGCCUGGGGACCGGCAUAGAGCGGGGGAAGGUGGGGGACAUAGUGGUGAGGGGGGAGCAGGGCGCGCAGAUCCUGGUGGCGCCCAACCUGGUGGAGCACCUGGAGGCGGCGCUGACGCAGGUGCGCACGGUGCCCGUCCGUGCGGCCGCCGUCGCGCUGUCGGAGCUGCAGGUGCGCGCGCCUCGCGUGGAGGAGCUGAGCAGCGUGGAGUCCAGCCUGCGCCUGGAUGCCGUGGCCAGCGCCGGCUUCCGCAUGAGCCGCUCCAAGAUGGCAGACCUGAUCAAGGCCGGGGAUGUGCGGGUCAACUGGCGGGCGGCGGGCAAGGCGAGCGCGGAGGUGCAGGCGGGCGACGUGGUGAGCGUGGCGGGCAAGGGGCGGCUGGAGGUCAAGGCCGCCGCCAUGACCAAGAAGGGGAAGCACAGCGUGCAGAUGGUGCGGUACCUGUAA